Messenger RNA from Geodia barretti, 1746 nucleotides. The record is from the annotation of a GenBank genome assembly. Lineage: Eukaryota; Metazoa; Porifera; Demospongiae; Tetractinellida; Geodiidae.
AUGUGGGGCUUCCACGACCGAUUUCUACUCCUGCGAACGUCCAUGCACCGUCUCCUCACACAGAGCAGGGAGUGCAGCGGGAUACAGAGUCGCUGGCGCUACCAGACCCAGCUGAGGAACGACGAAGCCGGUGGGCUCACUUUCUCAGAGGACGAGUGGGCCAUUGAGUGGUCAGAGGUCGUGCGGAUUGCCACAAACAGACCUCGUGAGCAGGCGGCAUUGGAACACCAACGCAAGAGUUCGCUGAGACUCAGCUUCGAGUACUUGGAAGAGAUUCACAUCUUUGCACUGGCGCACGUGACGCAGCGGCCCAUCAUUGUGGUUGCCGACACCACACUCAAGGGGGUAUCGGGCGAAGACCUGGCACCGAUCUACUUUGGCGGGGUGUACCUCCCGCUCGAGAUGAACCCCACUGCAUGUCACAAGUCCCCCGUGGUCCUAGCGUACGACGCAGCCCACUUUUCUGCACUGGUAGCCAAAGAGGAAAAACCACAGCAGCAGUCACACAUUGGUUUCAGACAAACGAAAGUGCUUCAAGGUCGCGGGGAUAGAAAGCGGGAGGAGCCUGUUGUUCCACUAGUGGGACCUGAUGGGCGCCUGCUCCCCAUUCAGUUUGUGUACAAUCCCAAGAACCCCACUGUUCGAGAGAAAUGGGGCCAGAUGAAGUACGAGAGGGGAGAAUUUCCACCCGAACUCAUCAGGCUUUUGGAGAGCUACCUCAAAAUUCGAUGGGUUAAGCUCCCUGUUUUGCCACCAGCCACUACCGAGUCAUCGUCAACGGAGGACUACGAUCAUCUUGCUUCCAGACACGAUACUAUUCGGUGCCCCGCUGCACACUUGGGUCCGGAAACACAGCCCGUGUACCAGAAAGACCUCAUUGACAUGUACCUGGCAAACGUCCAGGAGCGAUUCGAGGAAGAGAAACGACGCUGCCAGCGUGUAGCGGAAGAGAGAGAGAGGCAGGUGCAGCUGGAAGAAGAGGCGCGACUGAGACAGCCCGUACCCUGCAAGGGCCCUGGUUGCGAGAUGUACGGUACACUCAGCUCUGGCGGGCUCUGCUCCGUGUGUUACCAGAAGAGUCUAGCUCCGGAAAGCGACGAAAGCGAGACUGAGAAGGUAGACCUAGCAAUGGAUCCUCGAGAACUAGACAACGAAACUGUGGAGUUGUACAUCCCAAGGAUCGAGCACCACCCACCGUCUUACGAAACCGCUACGGGAGGUGGUGAAUUGUGGGAGAGAGGGGGAGAGGGGGAGGGUGUGGGAAUGAAUGGCCAACAAAACAGCCUGGAAGGUUUAUCCAACGGCCUUGCCAAUUCAGACUCUUCGAGUACAGGGGCACCUCUAUCAAAGUGGGACCCUUCGCCACAACUACUACCGUCCCCCAACACGGCGGAGGUCACGGGGAGUGGGGGGCAUCAACAGGACACUCUCGGCUACUCCUCCUCCGGCACCAGUCUGCACAGCUCGGCCAGCGAGGGGUCGAGAGGUGGCGGAGGGGGGGACAAGUCACCCAAGAAAUCGAGGGGAGGCUGGGUGAAGAAAAAGCUCCAGGCGCUACCCGGAGGACUGAGAGCCAAGCCUAAAAAACCCGGGCAGGCACAGGACAAAGUCCAGCCUAUUAGCUACGCCAAAACAUCUUCAGACUGUAGAAACGGAGGCUGUGAGUUCUCCAGUAGUCCGAACUGUGAUGGGUACUGUUCAACGUGCUACAAGGCUAGUAAAAGCAUUGCCACAACUUUAGUAUGA